GUGUAAGCCUGAGACGGCUCGAGGAGACUCACCCGUAAACCAGCAGGAAUUAAUCAACUUUCCAGGACGUUGUAACCCAGGUGCUCAGUGUUCCGACGUAGUCAUGGACAAGGUGAUACCAGCUGAUCUGUACCAGAAACUGUUGUCGCAGCCCCUCCAUUUUGGUUACGUGGAGCAUGAAGGCAUCAUACUUUACGAGGAAGGAGAUGAUGUGGUCAAGGCACUGAAGACAUUUGAAGUCAGAGAUGACGAUAGCUGGAUCGUGACCUAUCCCAAAGCAGGAACCACUUGGGUGCAGGAGAUCAUGUCGUGCGUGAUGCAUGACGGGAAGCUGGAGGAAGUCAACAAGCGACAUACCGCGUUCCGGGUGCCGUUCAUAGAGUUUAACUUACCAAAGACUAUUCGGCAAGAAAAUAAGCUGCCUCUGACCUACCAGGCGGUUGAGCAGAUUCCAUCUCCCCGCGUCAUCAAGUCCCAUCUCCCCGGUCAGUUGCUGCCCCCUAACAUCUGGGACAAGUCCAAGGUCGUCUACGUCAUCCGUAACCCAAAAGACGUGGUGGUGUCGUACUUCUACUUCCUCAAGCUAAUCAAUCCUAACGACAGGAGCGGCCAGACAUUCAGCGAGUUUUUCGACGAGAUGAUGUCAGGAAAAAUUCUUUACGGUCCAUGGUGGGAUCACUACCUGUCCUUCUGGAAAAUGAGACACCAUCCAAACGUCCUCCUGCUGAGAUUUGAAGACCUGAAAAGGGAUCUGAGGGGCAAUGUUGAAAAGGUCAGCAAGUUCCUAGGCAAGGACAUGCCCGCCGAGACACUGGACGCCAUCACCGACCACUGCACCUUCGCCAACAUGAAGAAGAACCCCAUGGCCAACCCGGACUCCAUCUUAGCCGACACCGCCCCGCGAGAAGGGUCCUUCAUGAGAAAAGGCAAAGUUGGCGAUUGGAAGUCUCACUUCACUGUGGCUCAGAACGAGGCUAUGGACGCCCUCAUUCGAGACAAGUGUUACGGGACCGGAUUGACGUUCGACCAAUAGCCAUCCGCAAGUUGUGGAAUGGAGAGCUUGUCCAAGCGAUUCAAAUAUUAUGUAUCAGAUACAUUUUUAAGACAUAAACAUUCUGAUUACUAUGCAAGCAUCUUAAUUUAAUUACAAAGUUGUUGUAAAUUUCAUAGUAGAGGAGUUUAUGUGUACCGUAGUGACGAUAGAGGGCGCUACCGGUACGUCUCCUGUAUAGUCAUUUGCGAUUAUAUGCACCUACCGAUUUAACGAAAGAACCCUAGUUCAAAAAUGAAGAUUGCAGCUCUAUUGCAAACAGCUUUAUUUCAGACUUGUUGCAAAUUUCAUUGUAGAGGACUUUAUGUAUACCGUAGUGACGAUAGAGGGCGCUACGUCUCCUGUGUAGCUAUUUGCUAAUAACUGCUAUAACCAGGAAAUGCACCGAUUUAACGAGAUAAUCCUCGCUCAAAGUGAAGAGAGAACUGGUACAAAAUACGCAGUGACAUUUAAUACGCCUGAAUUGAUAUCAUAGGCAUAAUGACCUUUAAACAUUUAAAACGAGGGGCUGAGUGCUGUCAUCGGCGAUUAAAACAGGAAAAGGUCCAAAUGUCUUUUAUUGGUUUAAGUAUCAAUGAGAGUCUCUGCAUGGCAGUUAACUUGAAGUGCGAACAUUUUUGACAAAUUCGUGGGAGUCAAUGGGCCAUCUUUUCCAGCGAAUGGGGCGCUUUAAUCUUUUAAUCACCGUAGCGCCCGAAACCACUGAGCAUUUUCAAUGAUGCCAUUUUGAGUGAUAAUUAACAGACUAGAACAAUCAAACUUGACGAUGCAAAUUUGCAAUCCGAAAAUUUUACCAUAUGUUUUAUUUAGAUUUAAGUAGAGAUACUAAAGUGCUACAAUAAUUGGGAUUUUUCCACGGCUUUUUUUUAUAUUCAUAGUUAAAUUACGGCCAAAAUUUAGCGACAACCUUCCUUUUCGAAGGCAAAACCCACUGAACGUUUACAGCAUGUUCAAAUAAAAGUACGAGGUAGGCCUACUUUGAUGAAACAGUUGUCUUUUUUUUUUU
Molecule: messenger RNA, 2057 nt
Organism: Patiria miniata (bat star)
Lineage: Eukaryota; Metazoa; Echinodermata; Asteroidea; Valvatida; Asterinidae
Product: sulfotransferase 1A1-like
Exons: 8
Coding region: 104-1033 (309 amino acids)
Biological process (GO): sulfation
Cellular component (GO): cytoplasm
Molecular function (GO): sulfotransferase activity
Source: RefSeq, a predicted model, not a curated record